CUUCAAUAUUUCAACCUAACCUAUAGCUCCUUCUCAUCGAAAAUGGAGGGUUACAAACCAAGCAAGAAUGAUGGUAGCAGCGGCAUUACUAAACCAGAAAAGAUGCCAAUCUCAUUUUCAGAUAGAGACCGAACAUUCACAGGAACCGAUGUUGCUCUUCCAAUGGUAAUCAAACUCCAAAUCGCCAACAAGAUUGUUUUAAGGGUCUCCGUCAAUGAAAGUAGUCAAGCCAACAUUCUCUACAUGUCGGCAUUCUUGAAGAUGGGACUAUCAGAGUCAAUGCUGAAACCAUUCAAAACAUAUCUCAAGGGUAAUCUCGGUGCUGGUGUACCUGUGAAAGGAUACAUCGAUUUGGAUACUACAUUUGGUAAAGGAGAAAACGCCAAGAUGUUGAAGGUGAGGUAUCUGGUUAUUGAUUCAUGGUCUGUUUACAAUGUUGUUAUUGGCAUGCCUGUUGUUGCUGAGUUGGGAGCAGUGAUCUCAAUUGUACACCUCAAAAUGAAAUAUCCUAUUGGAGAUGGAAUGGUUGGAGUUGUCAUGGCGGAUCUCGACAUGGCCAAAAAGUGUCACGAAAUGUGUCCCCAUUACGUGGGUUAGGUUUUUUAGUAUCAACUUUCAACAACUAUGAAAAAAAGAAAGGCACUUCUAUUAUUAGCAUUAUCUUUACUUUUCAGUUUCUAGUUUCUUUAAUAUUAGCACUGCCACAAAUGAUUCAUUCAUAUGGUGUAGCAAAGCAAGGCAACUAUCGGUAGAAUUUAAUGUUAAUCAACUUGGGAGUGCAGCAAAUUGUUUAUGGAGCUUUUUGUUCAAUUCCUUUGUCUUUUAUGUUUUUUAUUCAAUUUCGUUUUUGUUUUAAGUGUUGUUAUGUUUAGCGUAAAUUCAAGGAAAUGGAUUCAGAAAUAAUGAACAAAGAAAUGCUUCAACAUUGCUCUAGCUGAAAUCAAUGUACCUUAUGAA
Messenger RNA from Lathyrus oleraceus (garden pea), 957 nucleotides. RefSeq lists its product as uncharacterized. The coding region runs from base 43 to 597 and encodes 184 amino acids. The record is from RefSeq and is a predicted model, not a curated record. The transcript has a single exon. Lineage: Eukaryota; Viridiplantae; Streptophyta; Magnoliopsida; Fabales; Fabaceae.